UGGCUUUUACUGGAGCUCCUGAAAUGCUGUUUUAUUCCUGGGUGGCCAGAGCAGGCAGAGGUCCUGCCUGUGUACUCACAGAGAAGCAUCCUCUGGGGAUGCUGCCUUCACCGCCAGCGUGAGCAGCUCAGCUGGAGCAUCUCCUCCGUGCUAACCUGAAGAAUCUCGGGAAAGCACUUCCAGAUGGACUGUGAAGUCAGGAGUGGGAUUUGAGGGCUUUUCUACGCUUUCAGUUAGUUCUAGUCCAAAGGACGCAAUUGACUACAUAGAAUCACUAAGUUGGAAAAGACCUCUUAGAACAUCGAGUGCAGCCAUAAAAGGGCUCAGUGCUGAUGGGAGUCAGAGAUGAGCUCGCACGCUAAAAGGCAGCUCUUCUAAAGGAAGCGGAGAAAUUUACUGCAGUUUAAUGGAAUUUAAACAAAUCAACUUUUCAGGUAAUAGUAAGAAGCUUUCCAACUCCAGUGCCAACGCGAAAGUCAGCAGAGCCUCUCUAGCUGAGUCUGAAGAUGUUCAAAUUUCUGUCUGGGCUAAAGAUGAUAGAAGUAAAUUUGAGAUGCAAAAAAAACCAACAAACCCUGGAAGCGAACAAUCCCCCCACUUUAGAAGCUUUUUGUCUUGAUGAGCAUCACCGGAUACUUCAGCGCUUAAGCGCCUUGCGCGACCAUGCAUUAUUAUGGAGAGCGAUAUAAACACCUGUACCUGCCAGGAUCGGGCUGUAUCACUGAAAGCAUCCAGCACUGCGCACCCCAGUCCGACGCGUGCAGUACCACGUGCCACCCAGUGAGCAUUAUCAAGAGCCCGAUGCCGAGAUGGCAAAGCUACAGUCAACCUUUCACCACUUACGUGUGCCCGCAGCCAAGCGUGACGCACGCAUCUCUGCUGCCUUGUCAGCCCUACGUACAGAAGUGUGUCAUGCUCUACCCCGAGCCUUGUGAGACCACUCACCUUCUGCCCUGCAGGAAGCCCAGUGUGAAGCUAAACACAACGCCGAGCUUCCAGCCCUGUGAGACCAUCCGUCCUGAGAAGAAGCGUAUGGCCAAGAGCCUUCCACCGUGUGCACCCAGGUGCCCAGAGCCAAGCAAACUCAAGUUCCCACCAUGUGGGAUCAAGUACUCAUCCUCCUGCAAGGAUGAAUGCAAGUCGCAGAAGAUAUCCAAGUCUUCGUCGCAGAAGUACAGCAGGGAUGUCCAGUGCCUGCCAGGGAUGACCAGUGGCUAUUCCCCACCGCUGCGGGGAGUCACCGAGUGCCCCCCACAGCAGUGCAUAACAGAGUCUUACCUGCAGGAGUAUGUGAAUGGGUUCCCCCACCAGAAGUGCAUGAAGGGCUACCCAACACAGGAGUGCAUCACCUCCUACUCCUCGCAGCAGUGCGUAACCAAGUGCCCGCCGCAGCCACAAGUGUCCAAGCGCCUCCCUGGAAAGGUAAUAAAGGAAUAUUCCUCCCAGCAACAAGCAACCAAGUGCUCACCGCCAAAGGAGAGAAUCAAGUACAAGAGCUCAUCAACACAACACCUAAGCAAGUCCAAGUGUCUCUACCCGCGGGCCACCCAGCACGUGACCCACCAUCACUCAGGGGUAGUGAAACGUUCAAGCCACUCCAAGAAGAGUCGCUGUGUUUCAAAAUGUCUGUGGUAGAGGAGGUAAAGAAGUAGUUUUGAGAAGAGCAAGCUAUGUAGCUGAGGUCUGAGGUUAUUUUUCUCGCCCUGUUCCCAUUCCUAAACGCUAGAGAAGCUUUGGCUUUAUCUUACCCCAUAUCGUAUCCAUGCUAAGCUCGUAGAGUGCCUUGCUUUCCUUUCUUUGAUUAAGCUUCAACUAUUCCCGUGACAGAAAAGCUGUUAGUGAGAAGUUCAUAGAAUCCCAGGAUGGUUGGGGUUCGAAGGGCCCUCUGGAGCUCAUCCAGUCCAACCCUGCUAAAACAGGGUCACCUCAAGCAGGUUGCACGGGAAUGCAUCCAAUUAAGCAACUCUAAGCUGGUGUUUUCAACUUCAAAACAACACAACUCCGUCACGGUGUUCGCACCCUGAGGGGCUUUUACUGUUACUGGAUCAAUCCUAUUCACCGGUUUUACCAGUCAUAUUAAACUCAGGCUGCAGCUGGAUUCCUGCUCUGUGUCUGAUUUCUUUUCCAUUUUUAUAACUGUUUCUAAUACCUACUAUGGGACAAAAUUCCUUCCU
Molecule: messenger RNA, 2174 nt
Organism: Cuculus canorus (common cuckoo)
Lineage: Eukaryota; Metazoa; Chordata; Aves; Cuculiformes; Cuculidae
Exons: 2
Coding region: 664-1635 (323 amino acids)
Source: RefSeq, a predicted model, not a curated record